UUGGAUAUUUUUUAUUUUUCUUUCAGCCAAGAAACCUGUAAACGAGGAGCUGAACGGCAGCAGUGCGGUGCUCUGAGGAAAGCGAUCUCAAACUGUGACAUUCUCGAAUCGUUGCAAAUAGGAGCUCAACUGCAACGAGCAAUGAAGCGAUGCGAAGAAGUUUCUGGCUUAGUCGACCAGGUUUGA
This is a messenger RNA of Cylicostephanus goldi, 186 nucleotides long. The record is from the annotation of a GenBank genome assembly. Lineage: Eukaryota; Metazoa; Nematoda; Chromadorea; Rhabditida; Strongylidae.